Molecule: messenger RNA, 1236 nt
Organism: Exophiala xenobiotica
Lineage: Eukaryota; Fungi; Ascomycota; Eurotiomycetes; Chaetothyriales; Herpotrichiellaceae
Exons: 4
Coding region: 279-809 (176 amino acids)
Cellular component (GO): cytoplasm
Molecular function (GO): calcium ion binding
Source: RefSeq, a predicted model, not a curated record
GGACGAUACGAGGAACGACCUGCCGGAAUCAUUCUUUUUCCGCUCCGGAAAUCCCUCGUCACAAUAUCACGUGCUUGAAGAGCCAAGCACUCGGGUAAGUUACUUCUUCAGUCUGAUGGAUCCACAGGCGUGGCUAGAGCCAGAAUUUCCUGAAGACCCCUCGACGGACAACAAAAAGCCUGCGUCUUCCUUCCCCAGAACCUCUUCUCAGCCUCUCUUUGCGACUACUCUCUUCUGUUUCCCGUUCUCCGCCAUAACCUUCCGCGCAGUCAUUCAAAAUGAUCAUCUACAGGGAUAUCAUCAGCGGAGAUGAGAUCUGCUCCGAUACCAACAAGAUCAUCGAUGCCGGCAAUGGCUUGUGGGAGAUCGAUGGCAAGAUGAUCAAGAAGGGUGCCGAGAACUUCGUUCUUGAUGGUGCCAACCCAUCAGCUGAAGGCGAAGACGCCGAUGAUGGUGGAGAUGACGCCGGUGACAACCAGCCAGUCCUCGAUCUUGCCGACCAAUUCAGACUGCAGAAGAUGGAGGGUGGUAUGAGCAAGAAGUCUUACCAGAGUGAACUCAAGAAAUACAUGAAGGCUCUCACCGAGAAGCUGAAGGAAACAGGUAGCUCCGAGGAAGACAUCAAGAAGUUCCAAUCUGAGGCACCUGCUGCGGCCAAGAAGAUCCUAGGUAACUGGGACAACUACGACAUCUACCAGGGUGAAUCCAUGGCAGAGAACAGCAUGUACGUGCUGGUUGACUUCCGCGAGGACGGCAUGACUCCCUACAUCACCGUCUGGAAGUGGGGUUUGGAGGAGUACAAGGUGUAGAACGCAUGUUGUGUCAACCCGAUUGCGACACCAUCAAAAGACACCGUCGAGACGACCUGACGAGCAUGGCAGAUGCUGAAUGAUAGCAUUUCCUGGAGCAAGCAUAUUGUGAAAAUUAGAAUAUGCACCUUUCCGACGCAUGCAGACAGCAUUGCAAUCGCAGUAUUGGCUCGCUACUAGUCGCCUUAUUCGGGAACAUGAACAUCGGUACGCCUACCAUCGGCCAGAUGCGUGCAUGUAGAGGUCGAAGCGCAUAGGCACGAUUCACCCUCAUAUUCUGCCGCUGAGUGAUGAUUGUGACCAAGGUCCUGUGCAACAGCCAGUGGGUGAUGAUUAUUCGUAGCAUUUGGCAAGGGUUGACGUCGGUACUGUCCAGAUUUCAGUGCCUAGAAUGAAUUGCUGUUCCGUGUUGAUCGCCAGGUCUGGU